Messenger RNA from Gaeumannomyces tritici R3-111a-1, 3174 nucleotides. RefSeq names its product AGC/AKT protein kinase. The coding region runs from base 179 to 2131 and encodes 650 amino acids. Gene Ontology annotation, biological process: protein phosphorylation. The transcript is spliced from 4 exons. Gene Ontology annotation, molecular function: ATP binding; protein serine/threonine kinase activity. Lineage: Eukaryota; Fungi; Ascomycota; Sordariomycetes; Magnaporthales; Magnaporthaceae. The record is from RefSeq and is a predicted model, not a curated record.
CGUCGUCAAUCCAGCCCAGCAAUCCGGCCGUCGAAUUCCCUCAACCUUCUCUCUCCCCAACCACAACCCUUCCUGUGGAAGGCAUUCCUCUCUCAUUAGGCUUCCACCGCAUCCUUAGCCGCCGUAUUUCCUUUCCUCCCGUCGUUCACGUCCGGCUCCCGCCACCGCGUUGCCCACCAUGUCUUGGAGGUUGACCAAGAAGCUCAAGGAGACACACCUGACAACCACGCUCUCCAACACAUUCUCCCGCUCACCUUCGACAUCUACCAUCACCGACAAGAGCGGCGAGGGAGGUGAUGAGAAGGGCGCCGGGAGCAUCUCGGGCGCGGCCACCCCGACUAGCGAGAGCAACAUCGCCAUAGAAACCCUCACCCAGGCCCCCGUUGUCAAGCCGUCGAAACCCGGAAUCCUCGUCGUAACCCUGCACGAGGGCCAGGGCUUCUCCCUCCCAGAACAGCACCGGGCCGCUUUCAGCGCCUCCAACCACCAGUCCUCGGUCUCUACCGGAAAUGGCUUCGGCGUCGCCGGCUCUGUCCGCCCGGGCUCCUCGCAAAAGUCCCCCACCUACUCGAACGGCAGGCCGCAGACGUCGGGUGGUGGCUUCGGCCCACUCCCUACGAACCACGGCCGCUUCUCGGGCAAGUACAUGCCCUACGCCCUGAUCGAUUUCGACAAGGUCCAGGUCUUCGUCAACUCGGUCGAGGGCUCGCCCGACAACCCGCUCUGGGCCGGUUCCAACACGCAGUACAAAUUCGAUGUGUCGCGCGUAACCGAGCUCACCAUCCAUCUUUAUAUCCGAAAUCCGAAUGCCCCGCCGGGUUCAGGCCGGAGCCAGGAUAUCUUCCUCGGCGUCUGUCGCAUUAACCCGCGGUUCGAGGAGAAGCAACAAUUCGCCGAGGACCCCAAGAUGAGCAAAAAGGACAAGGAGAAGGCCAUGGCCGAAUUCGAGAAGAAGCAGCGGGCGUUGGGUUUCAGCGGGGUCGAGUGGGCGGACGUGCAGUACGGCACGGGCAAACUCAAGAUCGGAGUCGAGUUCGUCGCUAACCGUACGGGAAAGCUCAAGCUGGACGAGGACUUUGAGCUGCUCAAGGUCGUGGGCAAGGGCAGCUUCGGAAAGGUCAUGCAGGUCCGCAAGCAGGACACCAACCGAAUCUAUGCCCUCAAGACCAUCCGCAAGGCACACAUCAUCUCGAGGUCCGAGGUGACGCAUACCCUUGCCGAGCGCUCUGUCCUGGCGCAGAUCAACAAUCCUUUCAUCGUCCCGCUCAAGUUCGCCUUCCAGUCGCCCGAGAAGCUCUACUUCGUGCUCGCCUUCGUCAACGGCGGCGAGCUGUUCCACCAUCUGCAGAAGGAGCAGCGCUUUGACGUUAACCGCUCGCGCUUCUACACUGCGGAGCUGAUCUGUGCUCUCGAGUGCCUCCACGGCUUCAAUGUCGUAUACCGCGAUCUUAAGCCCGAGAAUAUUCUGCUCGACUACCAGGGCCACAUCGCGCUGUGUGACUUUGGCCUCUGCAAGCUCGACAUGAAGGACGAGGACCAGACCAACACCUUCUGCGGCACGCCCGAGUACUUGGCACCCGAGCUGCUCGAGGGCAAAGGCUACGACAAGGCGGUCGACUGGUGGACUCUCGGUGUGCUUCUCUACGAGAUGCUGACGGGCCUUCCUCCAUUCUACGACGAGAACACGAACGAGAUGUACAAGAAGAUCCUCUACCAGCCUCUCGACUUCCCUGGCCCUGAGAUAGUGCCUCCAGCCGCGCAGGACCUGCUGAGGAAGCUGCUGGAUCGGGAUCCCAAGACCCGGCUUGGUUCGCCAGAGCGGGGCCGCGGCGCAGCUGAGAUCAAGUCACACCCCUUCUUCCACGCCAUAGACUGGCGAAAGCUCCUGCAGCGGAAGUAUGAGCCGGCUUUCAAGCCCAGCGUUGCCAAUGCUCUCGAUACCACCAAUUUCGAUCCCGAGUUCACGUCGGAGGCGCCCCAGGACUCGUACGUCGAGGGACCAGUCCUGUCGCAGACCAUGCAGGACCAGUUCCAAGGCUUUAGCUACAACCGGCCGAUCGCCGGUCUGGAUGACGCUGGUGGCAGUGUCAAGGACCCGUCCUUCGUUGGCAGCCUGCAGGGCGGCCGAUAAAGACAAUGAAGAACGACAAGAAAGACGAGGUUCGCAUCCAAGACGCAUGCUUUGGUGCUGUAUCUCCCUUUCUUUCUGAAUGCCUUCCCAAGGCUAUUGCCACUCCUGCCCAUCGGGCCCGGUCUCGACUCUUCGAGGCAUCAACGGUCUUGGCUGGUUCCGUCAUACUGGUCUGCGAUAAAAUUCGGGGACUUGGCAUGGAUCUCUGCGCAUCUGGGAAUGCAAUUCACGACAGCAGUCGACAUGACGUCCUCAUGGACUGGGUUGGAAUUUCAGAUUUUCUGGCAAGCUCAUUUUCCCAAUCGUAUGAACCCACGGGCAAUAUGAAGUUUUCGCUUGCUUUUUCAGCCACCAUUGAUAUACUCGCAGAAUUUCCCGCAAUACCUUAGGAGUCAGGACUUGUUCACGCUCCGGGGAAAUCUGCUCGAUCUUUUCUUCUCUUGUUUUUCAUUCUCGGCUUUGGCAGUCGGUGGAUUUUUUUAGUGUACUUCCUACGUCGCAGCUUUUUUCUCUGCCUCUUUCUGACUAUCCCAUGUUGGUGUUCAUCUGCUGCGCCAUUUGUUUUUGCUGUCAAUUCAACCAAUUUGCCGCUGUCCACCAAGAUUAAAGAGGAGGAUGCGGAUAGCAAAAGACCAGUGUAGAUACCCUAGCGACGAAGGGGCGUUGAGCACGCGGUACACAGCCAGUGAGUCUGACUAAGUGCGCACACGCGAGAUUUGGUUGUCAACUAUUCUCCGGCACUUUUAGAAAAUACACAUCGGGCUUCACGUGUCUGCCGUAAAACUUGUCGGUCCGCCCUUGCAGGACCUUGCGAGACGCCCUGCGGCUAAGCCCAUAUCGGCGACCCGGCGACCCGGCGAUCUCGCCGGCCUGCUAUGGCCAUGGUGACGGGAUUAUGCGUCAAGGGGAAGAGGCUUCGCCUUGGCGAUGAUGAUGGCAGAUGUGCUUGGAGCGGGAUCAUUGAAAAGCAGCAUGAAUAAGUUUAAGAGGAAAACAAAGUAUUAGUCUACGUAAAAAAGGGAAUCUCAUGUACAAACGACUCC